This is a messenger RNA of Triticum dicoccoides, 1459 nucleotides long. RefSeq names its product aspartic proteinase nepenthesin-1-like. The record is from RefSeq and is a predicted model, not a curated record. The coding region runs from base 41 to 1312 and encodes 423 amino acids. Lineage: Eukaryota; Viridiplantae; Streptophyta; Magnoliopsida; Poales; Poaceae. Gene Ontology annotation, cellular component: extracellular region. The transcript has a single exon.
UCAGACACAAGAACAUUAUUAUGUGUAAGAUAGGCACGAAAUGAGGAUAUCAUCUACCUUCCUCCUCCUCUUAUGCGCCUCGACAACUCUGGCCACGGGCACCGGCGUUCGCAUUCAGCUCAAGCAUGUCGAUGCCGACGCCAACAUCACGACCGCGGAGCGGCUGCGCCGCGCCGGCGUGCGCCUCCAGCGGCGCCUUGAGUUACUUAGCGGGGUCGCCGUGCCCUUCACCUCUCGGGGGGUGGGGGACUACAUCGCCGAGUUUUCCAUCGGCGACCCGCCGCAAGCCGUGCAGGGCGUCAUCGACACCAGCAGCGUCCUGGUGUGGACCCAAUGCAUGACGUGCAGGCCCAACUGCUUCGCCCAGAACCUCGAGUACUACGACUUCUCCCUGUCGAGCACCGGCAGAGCCGUCCCCUGCAACAGCUCCCUGUGCGCCGACGACAACGCGUACGAGAAGCAGCGGUGCGCGGGCGGCCACGGCGGCACGUGUACUGUCCGGGCGAGCUACGGCGAAGCGGGCAUCGCUGGGGUGCUGCGCAGAGAGAGGUUCACUUUCGGGACGACCACGGCCAACAUCGCCUUCGGCUGCAUCACGGAGACAAACAACUCCGUGCAGAUGGCGCUCGACGGCGCGUCGGGCCUCAUCGGCCUGGGUUACGGCGACCUGUCGCUCGUCACCCAGCUUGGGGCCACCCGGUUUUCGUACUGCCUCACCCGGUUCUUCGGUGGCAAGGUCAGCUCGAGCACCCUCUUCAUCGGCCCGUCGGCCGGGCUGAGCGGCGACACGCCGGUGACGUCCGUCACGUACCAAAAUCUCGGCGUUCCUUUCUCUUCGUUCUACUACCUGCUCGUGUCCGGCAUGUCGGUCGGCAGAGCUUGGCUGAACAUCCCAUUUCCGGCGAUGGGCGUGAUCGUCGACUCCAACUUCCCGUUCAUGUCCCUCGUCGACGUGGCCUACAAGGAGCUCAUUCAAGAGGUGUCGCGGCAGCUGGGAGGUCGCCUGGUGGCGUCGCCAGUGGACUGGCUGGAGCUGUGCGUGGCCGGAGCGGACGUCCGCAGGCUUGCGCCGCCGAUGGUUCUUCAUUUCCAAGAUGGCGGCGAGGAUUUGACGAUCCCAGCGGAGAAUAUGUGGGCGCCCAUGGACCGGGAGUCGACGUCGUGUAUGAUGGUCAUCAACUCGGCGACCCUGGAGCCGCCCAUGAACCGAACCACCAUUAUCGGCAGCUAUAUGCAGCAGGAUAUGCAUGUGCUGUACGAUCUUGAGAACCACCAGAUAUCUUUCCAGAAAGCAGACUGCAACACUAUCUGAUUACCUCUGCACUGUGUACUAGUAUAUCUCUGGAAUUAAAUAAGGAUAGCUACAGUAUAAUACUUAUCUUUACUGUUUACAGCAGCGGUGUAACAACGUGGUUAUGUAACAGAAUAUAUCUUACUACGGUUUUGCAUAUCAUAUAUA